CAGGACUGGCAUUUGGACAUGCAGCUGACAGGCAAGGUGGUGCUGUCCGCCGCUGCCCUGCUCCUGGUGACCGUGGCCUACAGGCUGUACAAGUCGAGGCCUGGCCAGGCCCCACGGGGGGGCAGGAACGCCAAGGCCGAGGCCAAUGAGGAGGCCGAGGGCUCCGGGCAGCCUGCGGUCCAGGGGGCUACUCCCGGGGCGCCGCACUGGGCGCUGAGACGCCGGAGGGGAAGCAAGGGGACCAGAGAGGCGCCAGGCUGUGGCUGGGAGAAUCGGGGCCACUCCCAAGUCCUGGCAACAGGACGCUCUCCCGAAGACUCAGAAGCCCAAGAAGCUCGGGAGCCCGCGGAGAAGGGCGCUGGUGAGGAAGGGGGUGGGCGGCACCCGGACUCUGAGCCGGCGCCUCCUGGCUGCGGUGGCCGGGAAGCCGGGACAGCUGCUGGCCCUACGCCCAAGCGGCCCCACCACCCCCAUUUGGGCAGCGAGUCCCAGAGCUCCCACGCUGGUCUCGCCACAGCAGCCGGCCGCAGUGAGGGCGGCGAGCCUGGCCCGUGGCUGGACAGUGGCCCCCCGGGGCAACCAGGGUCCCGGGAGCAGGAGGCUGCCCCCACCAACUGGAUGGCCCACGUGGAAGGCAAGAGCGACGUGAGCAAGAGCUGGGUCUUCACCCGCGUGACGGGGGUCCACAGGGAAGAGGCCGGGGUCCUCCAGGCCACCGUGGACAUGGGCCUGACCCUGCCUCAGCAGGAGGGAGCCUCCAGCACCUCUUACACCUACUCGUCGGUGGCCUGGGUUCGUGUGGAGGAGAAUUUCCUACAGGACAAGGGGGAGGGGGCCGGGCCCAGGCUGAAGGGCAAGGUGUACGAUUACUAUGUGGAAUCCACCUCCCGGGCCACCUCCAAGGGCAGGCUGGCCCCCAGAACAGCUGCCCUGGCUGAGUGUCCGGCCCCCGUGCCACCACCAGGCCCCCCGGGAACAGGGGCAGCUUCAGGAGGCCAAGCCGCUGACCAGGAAGGUGGAACCGAGACACCCACCUGCCCCCAGCCUGUGCCAUCGCCCCCCACGCAAGGCUUCAGCAGGAAGGACAGCCUCCUCCAGAUCCUGGAGAACCCAGAGCUCCAGCUGCAGCUCGAUGGCUUUGGGGCCCCCACUCCGUCCUGCCCAGACCGGAGUGCCCUGCCUGGCCGCCCCCUCCCCGGGGCUCCUCUCGGGGCCAGCUCAGCCGGAAGCAGCGGGGAGCCCCACGUGCAGCUGGUGGCAGGGACCAAUUUCGUCCACCUCCCGCCGGCCCCUGGCUCCGCCCCGGGCGUCCACCUGGAUCUGGGCAACUGCUACCAGGUACUGACCUUGGCCAAGAGGCACAAGCUGGAGGCGCUGCAGGAGGCAGCCUACAAGGUGAUGAGUGACAACUAUCUUCAGGUGCUGCGCAGCCCAGACGUCUACGGGUGCCUGAGUGGGACCGAGCGGGAGCUGAUCCUCCGGCGCCGGCUGCGGGGCCGCAAGCACCUGGUGGUGGCCGAUGUGUGCCCCCAGGAGGGCUCCGGCCGCCUCUGUUGCUAUGACGAGGAGAGGGACGCCUGGCACCCGCUGGUCCGUCUGCCCCCCGAGGCUGUGUCCCGAGGCUGUGCCCUCUGCAGUCUCUUCAACUACCUCUUCGUGGUGUCCGGCUGCCAGGGGUCUGGGCGCCAGCCCUCCAACCGCGUCUUCUGCUACAACCCGCUGACGGGGAUCUGGAGCGAGGUGUGCCCGCUGAACCAGCCCCGGCCGCACUGCCGGCUGGUGGCCCUGGACGGCCACCUGUACGCCAUUGGGGGCGAGUGUCUGAACACGGUGGAAUGCUAUGACCCCCGCCUGGACCGCUGGACCUUCGUCCCACCGCUCCCCAGCGACACGUUCGCGCUGGCACACGCGGCCGCGGCGUGCGCCGGUGAGAUCUUCGUCACGGGCGGCACCCUGCGCUACCUGCUCCUCCGAUUCUCCGUCCGGGAGCAGCGCUGGCAGGCUGGGCCCGCGGGGGGCGGCGAGGACCGCACGGCCGAGAUGGCGGCGGUCAACGGCUUUCUCUACCGGUUUGACCUCCGUCGCAGCCUGGGCAUCAGCGUGUGCCGCUGUAGGGCCAGCGCCCGCCUCUGGUAUGAGUGUGCCACGCAGCGGACGCCUGACCCCGACGCCUUCCGGUGCGCCGUGCUGGGGGACCUCAUCUACUGCGUGGGGCGCCGGCGCACGCUCUGCUUCCUGGCCGACCCCAUCUCGCCCAGGUUUGUGCCCAAGGAGCUGCGGAGCUUCCCCUCCCCGCGGGGCACCCUCCUGCCCACCGUCCUGACCCUGCCCGUCCCCGGUGUGCCUCAGACCAGCGUCUAGCUACCCGCUCCGCCGGACUUCUCCUGCAACACCGGGAAGCAGAAGGCACCCCCUGCCUGCCACUCCAUGAGCCAUUUCUAGGAGAGCAGGCCGCUCAGGCAUUUGGCCGGCGAGAGGUGAAUUCUAACCCUACCUCCCCCGCUGGCUGGGGCCCUCGGAUGCGUCUUUGCUGUCAGGGGGAUGCAGAGAUAGAACCAGGGACCAGUGCUCCGAGGCUGAGGGCAGCCACACACGUGUGCAGCGACGGGUGCCGCCUUGCUUCAAAUCCGAACUCUUGGCGGAAGGGACGUCAGGGUCCCGCCAAAGUUCGGGGGCGCAGCCUCAUCCCAACCACAGGUCCCGGUGCCGGUUGACCCCCAAUAACCCCUCAAGCCAACCCCGCUGGAGGUGGGCCAGCUCUCUAUAGGCCACCGGGGCCCCGUCCUAAACACUGGUCACGAGCCCUUACCUCCAGGGUUCCCAGAAGCACCCGGGACACACAAGGAGGUGGUUCCGGCCGUGCCAAGAGCCCUGGGGAGCCCCCAGGGGCCCGGCCAGAGGAGAGAUGGUUGGAGAAGUAGAUCAGCGACAGUUGGUGCUGCCCAUGGGACUCUUGUCUGCAGAGCAAAUUGACCCACCUCACUUGUUCUCAUUACCUAGAAUUCUAGUAUACUAGGAGGAGAAGCCUCCAAUUAGCAGCCAUUUGAAAACAUACAUCCUGUAGUGGUCCACAAAGAAGAGCCCCAGUGAUCCCACAUCUGAGGUCUCAGGAGAGAGAGGAGUAGGUGCGAUCUGUCGGCGCCCGUCCUCCUGGGCUCCCCCGCGUGGGCCCAUCCUCCUCUUCCUGACCACUGACUCCCUCCCCAGAGCUCGGAGCCUGCAGAAUACAGCAGCCGUCCGAACAACACAGCCCUCACCUCGGGGAGCAGGGGCAGACACUGCCAGGCACCCCUCCCGGGCUGCUGAGAGACGUUGGCAUAAUUUCUCCUCCCUGGGCCCUGUGGUCACCUGGUCUGCCCGGUCAGAUAGGAGAGGAGGGAGGGGCAGGUUCGUGACGGAGCUGAGGAACUGGAAAAUCACACAGGACACUGGGACCGGCUCUACACAUCAGAGUUGGUAAAUUCGGAAAGGGCAGAGACCCUCCAACCUCAGGACGUUGCCCAUUCUUCCUGGAGGGGAGGAAGAGAGACCGGUCCCAUCUAUUGCCACAGCCCUGUUCUCUCGCUGAGGAGGACGCAUACACAGAUAGGAGGGCAGCAAUGUUCCCGGUGUCAGCCGGAAGCCAGGGCAGCUGGGACCACUUCUAAAGUGACAGGCAGCCUGGAGGAAAGUAGAGAUGCGGGUGCACCAGGGCAGGCCUGACAAGUGGGGAGCUAAGGAUGCUUUGGAUUUCAGCGUUCCUACCUUGAAAAUGGGAAGGACAUUUCAUGGCCUUCUCUGCCAGAGAAAUGAGAACACCUGGAGAAAGUCCUUCCCAAAUUCCCCUGGGGGUCUGGACAGGAGCUCAUGUUCACUGCAGCUGCUGGGGCUGAGCCAGGGUCUUCCUGGAAAAUGCACAAUUAGAACAAGAAAUAACAGGGAGGUUGGCAUGGAGAUGAGAACUUCCAUUGGGCCCCUCAAAGCCACCGUCCCCAUUCUAGGGCCUGGAAGGUGAGGCUGCCUAGUUGAUUCCUAAGUUGGAGCCUAGUGACCACCCCCUCCCCCAUCCCCUGCCAAGGCCAUGCUCAAGCUCAGAGCCAACACUCAGACAUGAGCCUCCUAGGGACCCUUGGUGGGGAAGUGGGGGUAACUCAGCAUGACUGAGAGGCGGCAUGGGCAUCAUGAUGCCAUGCUGGGGGUUGCUUGGAAGGUGAACCCCAUCUGGAAGCUGGGGGCAGAUGGAGCCAGAUCCAGCCCCCAAGGGCAAGCCUCCAGCAAAUAGCCAGGCAAUGGACUAGACCACAACCAAGCAGGGAGGCCUUGAGGGAGGGCUCCAAGCCCAGGGUGACCUAGAGAUCACUCCAGAAAACUUGUCAGAGCCCCGUUGCCUGGGGCAUGGUCCCAUGGUCAGGACCAGGGAAACCGCAGAGUUUGUUCCUGACCCACUGACGGUGGGUGAUCUCGUCAUGAUGGAGGGAGGGCUGAGAGGGUAGUACGGGGCCCAUCUCAUCUACAUCCCUGGGGUCCUGUGCAGACAUCACUCAUCGAUCGCCUUAUCUUUUCCCAUUGAGCCUCAGAACCCAGAACACCGGGCCCUAGGCAGUCACCACUGAUAGAUGAGAGCUGGCGUGUUUCUCAUCACUGGCCUGGGUCUCCAGAGCUAGCUAGGGAAGUGAGUGGUCAGGACCAUCAUGGUAGAGCAAGGCAGUUCAGGGAGCCUGCAAAGACCACCUGGAUUCAUUCACAGAACGUUCAGGCUGGGCACUGUUCCGGGUGCUGGGAAUGCAGCAGGUCCCUGCCCUAACAGAGCGCACGUUCUGCUGGAGGAAAACAGGCAAUUUCUAUCAACAAAUGCAUAAACAAAUGAAUGGGACCCAUGCUGCAUACGUACAGAAGGCAGAGGAGGCAAAGAAGUAUUAUUGUGUGAUCAGCCUCCCUGAUAAAGAGACAGUGAGCAGAGCCCUGGAUGGAAAUCCGGGAAAUGCAUGGACCAGGGCUGGCUCAGGGCACGGGAAGCCUGGCCCUGCCAUCAGCGGGGGCUUCGUCACCCCGGCCGGAGAGGGCAGGGCUGCCUGCAAGGAGCUCCACCUCGGAGUGAAGAGGAUGGGAACCCAACUAUCGUGCUCUAGCCAUUCACGUAAGGGAGCGUUUAGGAAAGAGGCUCCUUGCACGACGGUAAGCUACAUCCCCUGGAGAGAAGCAGAGUGCACGCAUUUACGGGGAGAGUCCAGAUCGCACACCACCACCGUGCCUGAGUGUGUGUCUGGGUGUCAGCCUGCCCGUGAUCCUCCACAGGGAUCAGAGUCUAGGAUUUCCACUUGACCCUGUGGGAUAGCCUUGCCCGGCCACCUCGAGCCCUCAGCCUCACGGAGGCCUGUGUGUCCCUUGGCCUCUCCCUGGGUCAUCUGUCCUGCUUCCCCGUGAAGAAUUUCUUCGUUAAAACAAAACUAAAAAACAACUCUUCAGCUUGGGUAGCUUUCCACGUGAGGCCAACCACAGCUUUGUAGGAAAGAAAAUUGGAAAAUACAAAAGUACAAAAAAAUCUCCCCCUUUCCACCACCCAAAGACAACCCCCUCUGCAGUGCACGUCCCUCCAGCCUGUGCACCUUUUCUUUGGCUUGAUUUUUGCCAACGUGUGAUUAUGCUGAAUGCACAAUUCAGCUGCUUCCUUUUUUCACUUAGCUUUUUAGAAUACACAUGUUCCGUGUUGCUACAAACCCUCGGCAAACAUCAUUUCAAUAAGUGCACAAUGUUCCACCGAGUGGCUGUACCAUGGUUUAUUUAAACAGUUCCCCGUCCUGUCGGGCCUGUAGAUUUGUU
Messenger RNA from Leptonychotes weddellii (Weddell seal), 5799 nucleotides. RefSeq names its product kelch domain containing 7A (gene KLHDC7A). NCBI's taxonomy places the organism in Eukaryota, Metazoa, Chordata, Mammalia, Carnivora, Phocidae. Gene Ontology annotation, molecular function: protein binding. The record is from RefSeq and is a predicted model, not a curated record.